This is a messenger RNA of Fundulus heteroclitus (mummichog), 3488 nucleotides long. RefSeq names its product component of inhibitor of nuclear factor kappa B kinase complex (gene chuk). The record is from RefSeq and is a predicted model, not a curated record. Gene Ontology annotation, cellular component: IkappaB kinase complex; cytoplasm. Lineage: Eukaryota; Metazoa; Chordata; Actinopteri; Cyprinodontiformes; Fundulidae. Bases 158 to 2449 code for a protein of 763 amino acids. Gene Ontology annotation, molecular function: ATP binding; IkappaB kinase activity. The transcript has 22 exons. Gene Ontology annotation, biological process: positive regulation of transcription by RNA polymerase II; tumor necrosis factor-mediated signaling pathway; peptidyl-serine phosphorylation.
CAGCUUGGUUCUCCAGUAGCUACAGCCGGGUCUGGGUAGGGGAAAGUCCACAGAGUGUUGAGGCGCUGCAGCCACCUGAAAACAGCCAGACACCGACCAUUUCUACUCCCAGCGGCCUCAUGACGCUCUCGUAGGAACCCGAGCUCUCCCUUCCACCAUGGAGAAAGCUCCCUUCAAGCAGAGCCAGGCCUACGGGGACUGGGAGCUGAAGGAGAGGCUGGGGAUAGGAGGCUUUGCCCAUGUUUACCUCUUCCAGCAAAGCGAAACGAAUGAAAAAAUAGCGGUGAAAAUGUGCCGCCUGGACCUGACGCCGAGGAACAGGGACAGAUGGUGCAGGGAGAUACAGAUCAUGAAAAAGCUGCAUCAUAAUAAUGUUGUGACUGCAAAGGAAGUCCCAGAGGAAAUUAAGAUGAUUGCCUUAAAUGAUCUUCCACUCCUGGCCAUGGAGUACUGCUCCAAAGGAGACCUGAGAAACGUGCUGAGCAGGCCUGAAAACUGCUGCGGUCUGAAGGAGAGCGAGGUGCUGUCGUUGCUCCACGACGUCGGAAGCGGCAUUCAGUAUCUGCACGAAAACAAGAUCAUCCACAGGGACCUUAAACCAGAAAACAUAGUCCUGCAGGACUGCAACGGAAAGGUGGUGCAUAAAAUCAUUGACUUGGGUUAUGCCAAAGAUCUGGACCAGGGGAGUCUGUGCACUUCCUUUGUUGGCACUCUUCAGUACCUGGCUCCCGAGCUGUUUGACAACAAGCCAUACACGGUCGCUGUAGACUUCUGGAGCUUUGGCACCAUGGUUUUUGAAUGCUGCUGCGGUUUCCGGCCUUUUCUACACAACUGGCAACCCGUGCAGUGGGCCGGCGUAGUCAAGAAUAAAGGUCCAAAGGACAUCAUGGCGGUGGAGGACUCUAAUGGUGAAGUCAAGUUCUCGACACAUCUCGCCCAGCCGAACAACCUCAGCAGGACGCUGGUGGAGCCGCUGGAGAACGUCCUCCAGCUGAUGCUGAAGUGGAGUCAGGAACAGAGAGGAGGCCCCGUGCAGCGCGCCACAAAGAGGCCCAUGUGCUUCGAGAUGCUCGACGAGCUGCUGAAUAUGAACGUCGUCCACAUCCUGAACAUGACCACCGCUGAGGUCCUCUCGUUCAGACUGAGUCCAGACGAGAGUCUUCACAGCCUGCAGGUGCGCAUCGCGGCCGAAACCAAGAUCGAAGUUGUGAACCAGGAGCUGCUGCAGGAGACGGGCGUCUCCCUGGACCCCAGGAAGCUGGCUAACCAGUGUGUCCCGUUGGACGGCAUGAGAGGGUGGGAUGAGUACAUCGUUUACUUGUUUGACAAGAGCAUCACCAACUACUCCGGCCCCUUGAACGCCAGACACCUGCCUGAAAGAGUCAACAACAUCGUGCAAGACUCGAAAAAGCCGCUACCCCUGUUUGAGUUGAAGAAGGUUUGGGGCGAAGCCGUGAACUACAUCUGCGGUCUGAAGGACGACUACAGCAGACUCUUCCAAGGCCAGAGGGCUGCCAUGUUGAGCCUCCUGCGCUACAACACCAACCUGACCAGGUAUAAAAACAGCAUGUUCGGCUUCUCUCAGCAGCUCCGCGCCAAGCUGGACUUCUUCAAGAGCAGCAUCCAGUACGACCUGGAGAAAUACAGCGACCAGAUGCACUAUGGGAUAUCUUCCGAAAAGAUGCUGAAAGCCUGGCAGGAAAAUGAAGAACGCGCUGCAACCUUUGCACAGGUGGCAGAAGUGAGCCACUUGGAUGACGAGAUCAUGGCUCUGCACUCUGAGAUCGUGGAGCUCCAGAGGAGCCCCUACGCCCGGCGACAAGGAGACAAGAUGGAGCUGCUGGAAGGAAAGGCAAUAGAGCUCUACAUGCAGCUGAAGAGGACGUGCAAAGGCGCCGACUCCGAUGGUACCAGGGACAGCUCUGAAAUGGUGAAGGCCAUCAUCCAGACUGUCCAGAACCAAGACAAGGUGCUCAAAGACCUGUACACCCACCUCAGCAAAAUCCUCAACAGCAAACAGAAGAUCAUUGACUUGUUUCCCCGGAUCGAGAAAACCCUGGAGAACAUCAAAGAGGCCGACAACACCGUGAUGCAGAUGCAGGUCAAAAGACAGAAGGAGUUCUGGCAUUUACUCAAGAUCGCUUGUGCCCAGAACUCGUCUCGUAACUCCAUGGCGGCCAGCCCCGAGUCGUCCCACCUGCUGCAGGUCUCCCAGUGGCCCCAGACGCCACAGCCCGUCAGCUCUCCUCACCCCCUCACCUCCCUGCCCGGACGCAAUGACACUGACGCUGCUCCACGACUGCUGCAGGAGAACCAGAAGUACCUCAGUCAGCUGACCAAUCUGAUGCAAGAGGCCACAGACGACCAAGCAAAGAGCAUAGUGGAGCAGGACUGGAGCUGGACAAAAUACGAGACGUUAACCACGAAAUUAAAAAAGCGAAACGCGUAAGCCCCCGGUCCGCAUCGUCCGAGUAACACUAAGGACCGUCGACUCGGCGGAGCGGCACCACGCAUUGUACAGCCGUGUGUGACUCGGGGAAAGAUUUCCUUCGUUUUCCUCGCUGGUGUCUCUGUCUUCUCCCAUCAUCCCUCACGGUGGAAGGUUUGAUUCCCCUGUUUUUAUACCAGAGAACAAUAAAGCUGCGUCUCUCCACUCCUUCCCACCGCGCUGCACCAAUAUCCCGCCGCCAGGUUUGUCGCCCGGCGGCGCAUCGCCGAGCUAACCGCAGCGCCGCGGGGAACAUGGGAACCGCGUUGGCACGGAAAGAAAACAGGAAACGUUCUGGGUGGAGAGCUGGGAGGGUGGAGGGGGAUUGAAGAGGAGAUGAAAGCACUUUUGACGCUCCCAUGUAGCCUCUCUGUGAAGACGCCGCCACAACUGGUGGCAGAAUUCGCCACGAAACAGAAACCCUUCGUCACUCUCCAUCAGUUUUGUAUAUUUUGCUAUCAAUGUUUUCGGGGGUUUCCAUUAUGUGUAUGUUUUUUGGAAGCUAGUAUUGUAUAUCCUUAACAAAGGUGUUUUGUCAUACGUGCCUCGUACAUGGCUGGCCAUUGUGUUGAUACAUUGUCUUAUACUGUAAAUGUCUUUUAACUACGAUGGGGGGGGGGAUUGAUGGAGCGGAGGGUCUCUGCUGCAUUCACGCCAAACACAGUUGAGUCAGUCGGACUGGGGUCAGCCAGAAUCUCUGAAGCUGCUGUUGGAAAGUUUAGUGUAAGGAAGAACUGUGCCAAAAAGUUUAGGAAUAACCAGCGGUACGUCUUACAGCGAGGCCAUCAAGCCAAGCAGAUGAAGACAUUGAGCUGCCUUUAGUUUGUUAGUCUGACUUUAUUUUUUUUCCCUUCAUUACAUUGUCUUCAAUCAUUUUGAUUUGAGCUUCAGCAUCACAGCCCCUACAAAUGUAUAUCAAGCCCCAGAUAUAGUAUUGGAAAGCGGGAUUUGUAGACGUGACGCUACAAAUCCUACCAAAUAUUGUAUCCUACCCCACCUU